CUGCCAGCUUGUUGGGCACCCCAUGGCUGUAUGCUGCCCACCUGGUGUUCCCCAACACCCCCAGCCCUGCCCAGUGCACCCCUCCGGUGCCUGCUUCCCCUAAUGCCUGCGAUUUAGACCAGCCCAGCUGUAUCCACGGCAACAGAAGCAGAAGUGUCACUGGCCGCCAGAUCACUGAGGGUCCCACAAUGUGGCCUGGGCUGUGAUUUAUCCUGGGCAAGACAGCUUGAGCCCCCUUCCUGGAUGCCAAGACAGAGCUGCUGAGAGAGUCCAGGUGCAGCCCAGCAGGACAACUGAUGGAGUCCCCCAGGGCCCAUCAAGUACCGGACUGGCUGACCCCCUAGGGUUGGGAGUAGCCCUUGCCCCUCAGUAUGGCCAACACCACCGGAGAGCCUGAGGAGGUGAGCGGCGCACUGUCCCCGCCGUCAGCAUCGGCUUAUGUGAAGCUGGUGCUGCUGGGACUGAUCAUGUGCGUGAGCCUGGCGGGCAACGCCAUCUUGUCCCUGCUGGUGCUCAAGGAGCGUGCCCUGCACAAGGCUCCUUACUACUUUCUGCUGGACCUGUGCCUAGCUGAUGGCAUACGCUCUGCCGUCUGCUUCCCUUUUGUGCUGGCUUCUGUGCGCCACGGCUCCUCAUGGACCUUCAGUGCACUGAGCUGUAAGAUUGUGGCCUUUAUGGCCGUGCUCUUUUGCUUCCAUGCGGCCUUCAUGCUGUUCUGCAUCAGCGUUACCCGCUACAUGGCCAUUGCCCACCACCGCUUCUACGCCAAGCGCAUGACACUCUGGACAUGCGCAGCUGUCAUCUGCAUGGCCUGGACCCUGUCUGUGGCCAUGGCCUUCCCACCUGUCUUCGAUGUGGGCACCUACAAGUUUAUCCGGGAGGAGGACCAAUGCAUCUUUGAGCAUCGCUACUUCAAGGCCAAUGACACGCUGGGCUUCAUGCUUAUGUUGGCCGUGCUCAUGGCAGCCACACAUGCUGUCUAUGGCAAGCUGCUCCUCUUCGAGUACCGUCACCGCAAGAUGAAGCCAGUGCAGAUGGUGCCAGCCAUUAGCCAGAACUGGACAUUCCAUGGCCCUGGGGCCACAGGCCAGGCUGCUGCCAACUGGAUCGCUGGCUUUGGCCGUGGGCCCAUGCCACCAACUCUGCUGGGUAUCCGGCAGAAUGGGCAUGCGGCCAGCCGGCGGCUGCUGGGCAUGGACGAGGUCAAGGGUGAAAAGCAGCUGGGUCGCAUGUUCUACGCGAUCACACUGCUCUUCCUGCUCCUCUGGUCACCCUACAUCGUGGCCUGCUACUGGCGAGUGUUUGUGAAAGCCUGUGCUGUGCCCCACCGCUACCUGGCCACCGCUGUUUGGAUGAGCUUCGCCCAGGCUGCUGUCAACCCAAUCGUCUGCUUCCUGCUCAACAAGGACCUCAAGAAGUGCCUGAGGACUCAUGCCCCCUGCUGGGGCACAGGAGGUGCCCCGGCUCCCAGAGAACCCUACUGUGUCAUGUGAAGCAGGCGGGUUGGCAGACAGGCAGGGAAAGGGUCAUGGCCACCAUGGUGAGGCCAACAGCAAGGGAGGGGUGGGGCCCCAUACAGGAGCCUUCUUUUCUGAGCUCCAGCCCCAGCCCCUCGAACCACCCAUAAUCCAGGCACCUUUGCCAAUACCACCCUAGGGUGGGGGACUGGGAAAGAGGCAUCCUAGUUUUGUGGGGCCUGUGUCUGCAGCCUCCUUCUCUACUUCUACAGUCUCUCUCUCUCUCUCUCUCUCUCUCUCUCUCUCUCUCUCUCUCUCUCACAAUUCAGAA
This is a messenger RNA of Marmota flaviventris (yellow-bellied marmot), 1788 nucleotides long. It is a transcript of the gene Gpr173, whose product is annotated as G protein-coupled receptor 173. Gene Ontology annotation, molecular function: gonadotropin-releasing hormone receptor activity. NCBI's taxonomy places the organism in Eukaryota, Metazoa, Chordata, Mammalia, Rodentia, Sciuridae. Gene Ontology annotation, biological process: G protein-coupled receptor signaling pathway. The record is from RefSeq and is a predicted model, not a curated record. Gene Ontology annotation, cellular component: plasma membrane.